AUGGCUUCUGACUACCUGUAUUUCAAGGCAGACACCCGCGAGCUGCGAACCGCAGUCGGCGGGUUCCGGGAACAGGUCGCUUCACAGACCCCCCUCCCUGUUAGCCCUGGGAGCAAUCUGAGCGCUCACGAAAAAUCGAAGCGAACCGAGCUCCUGUUGGGAGCUCGACUGCGCGGUGUUCCUGCUGAACAAUGGCACCUUCCUCAGCCCCAGGACCAGCCAUCGUCGAUCGUCGGAGAUGCCACAGUUGGAGUCAGACUCAACAUCGCGCAAAGGCAGUUUCUCCGAUGUCGCCGAGAAGCUCCAUACGCCCCCAAACCCCCCACCCCUCGAUCUCAGUUGACUCCGCAAGCCAAUGGGCUGAGUUUGGCCCAGCUCGAUCCCUCCACUGACGUCGAGAACAGUGGUCACGCGGAGGACGUGCGGAAAAAGCUGGAACAGAAAUUUCCUGAGGGGCAAGACUACCAAGAUGUGGACGAGGACCUCACUCGCCCAGUUAAGAGGCCCCGGGAGAGCGCGUGGAAUGACGGUUCCUCUGGUACUGGCCCCUCUGCGAUCCUCGACGAGGUGAUAUCUGCGGUUGACGGCCUCUACGGGAAGUGGAAAUAUGCUGUCCGGCAUGGCCAGGAAGAGUUUGCCCCCGAAGCUCAAGAAGCAAUUAAGUCCAUCGCGGCUAUAAAAGCCUCCUACCGUUUGGGUCCCAUCCGCUAG
Penicillium argentinense is the source of this 711-nucleotide messenger RNA. Its product is annotated as RNA-directed RNA polymerase. The transcript has 3 exons. The record is from RefSeq and is a predicted model, not a curated record. Lineage: Eukaryota; Fungi; Ascomycota; Eurotiomycetes; Eurotiales; Aspergillaceae. The coding region runs from base 1 to 711 and encodes 236 amino acids.